AUGCCACAAAUUAAAACCUUUCUAAUAGGGUCAGAGCUCGAAAGAGUAGAUACAGAAGAACAGGUCAUCUAUAUAAAGGGUCACUAUUUUAUUGAUCGAAAUAAGGAGGAUUACGCACAAUACGAUUCCGAUGACCAAGGCCUCCAGCUUCUAAAAGAUUCGAAGGUGGCAGAACUUCAGGAGCAAUACAAUAUAGAUGAUUCAAAACUUAGCCAUAAAGUAACAUUUAGAGUGCUACUACCGUUUUGUAUUAUAUCUGCCAUCCACUAUAUGACAAGAUUUGCCAUUGCUGUCGCCUCCCAAGUUGGACUCAAGGAAGAUUUGGGGUUGACCGACUCCCAAUAUAACCUUGCCACUGCAGUAUUUUUCAUUCCCUAUGUGAUAUUUGAGCUUCUUCUGAACCUUUUACUCAAGUACAUUCGGCCUCACUAUUUCAUGACUUUCUAUGUUUUCAUGUUGGGAGUGACAGUGCUUUGCAACGGAUUUGUCACCAGUUUUUCAGGAAUAAUCGUUUGUCGAUUUUUCACUGGUCUUUUCCAAUCAAAUUCUUCAGCCCUCUACUAUAUUUUAGCAAAUUAUUAUCCGAACCACAAAUCUCAAAAAGUUUACACCGCAUACUAUUCAUUCGGAACUGCUGGAGGGCUUCUUAGUUUCUUGUUAGUAAAAGUUGCUGACAAAAUUGACAUUUUGAGUCGCUGGAGCUGGAUAUUUAUUUUCGAAGGGAUUUUAACGAUUUUGCUUUCGAUUCCCCUUUUCUUUUUCAUCCCUGAUUUCCCCGAAGGGGCAAGGUUUCUUGAUGAUGAUGAAACCAUAUAUUUGGUAAAGAAACUAGAAGUGUACGGAGGCAAAUCAGGUUAUCAACUCCGAGUUGGAUUCAAAGAUGUUCUUGCAGUUUUAUCUGACCCGCUACUUUGGUGGGGUACCUUGGCUUAUCUUGGUGUUCUCGGAUGUUCCUAUUCUUAUGCAUACUUUGAACCUACAAUUGUCCAAGCAUUAACUGAUGAUAUACCUGGUUCAAAUAAACUUCUACUCGAAGGAAUACCGUUUGCUAUUUCCAUAAUAUUGGCCAAUAUUUUUGCAUGGUUGUCCGAUUAUGUCGAAAAACGGGCCCCAUUUGCUUUAAUUGGAGCGUUAUUGGCAUUUGCGGGUCUCAUACUAAUGGAACUGAAUCCAACUAAUAAUACCGUGAGAUACUACGGUUGUAGCAUGGCCGUGGUGGGAUUGAGCUGCACAAUUCCUGUGGUGGUUUGUUGGGUGACUAUGAACUUUGGUGGCCAUUUACGUAAAAAUGUUGCCACGGCCUGGAUGAUCAGCUUUGCUUCCACAGCAGGAAUUUUUUCCAAUUUUUUGUUUACCGAUGCUGAUGCUCCACAAUAUAGAACAGGGAUUUGGGCAAAUAUCGUUUUUUUGAGUGUUUCAUUCUUAUUUAUGAUAAUUUACAUGUUGAGCUUAUUGCAAGAGAAUAAGAAAAAGACAUCUGCCAUUUAUAGAGAGCAUUUUGAUGCUUUGAGCUCAAGAGAAAAAACAUUUUUGGGUGAUAAAAGUCCUCUGUUCAAGUAUAUGUUAUGA
Messenger RNA from Saccharomycopsis crataegensis, 1569 nucleotides. RefSeq lists its product as uncharacterized. The record is from RefSeq and is a predicted model, not a curated record. Gene Ontology annotation, molecular function: transmembrane transporter activity. Gene Ontology annotation, biological process: transmembrane transport. Gene Ontology annotation, cellular component: plasma membrane. Bases 1 to 1569 code for a protein of 522 amino acids. The transcript has a single exon. Lineage: Eukaryota; Fungi; Ascomycota; Saccharomycetes; Ascoideales; Saccharomycopsidaceae.